Synchiropus splendidus (mandarinfish) is the source of this 4653-nucleotide messenger RNA. It is a transcript of the gene npas4a, whose product is annotated as neuronal PAS domain protein 4a. Gene Ontology annotation, molecular function: protein dimerization activity; RNA polymerase II transcription regulatory region sequence-specific DNA binding; DNA-binding transcription factor activity, RNA polymerase II-specific. NCBI's taxonomy places the organism in Eukaryota, Metazoa, Chordata, Actinopteri, Syngnathiformes, Callionymidae. Gene Ontology annotation, biological process: regulation of transcription by RNA polymerase II. The record is from RefSeq and is a predicted model, not a curated record. The coding region runs from base 247 to 2973 and encodes 908 amino acids. The transcript is spliced from 8 exons.
AGUCCCUCAACCAGAUUUACGGGUUCCGGACUCCAGUGCAGAGCUGAGACCUGAUCCAGCAGCAUCCGAACUGGACGCUGAAGUGGAGCUACAGGAAGCAGGAGGAGGUUUCCGACCUUGCUCUGGAACAUUAUACACCUGAGAUGAAAGUCCAAUAACACACGCCAGAACUCGAGCGAGGUCCGGAUCCAGCACCACUUCACAUCUGGAGGAAUUCCACUGAGCGCAGCCCACACCGCGGCCACCAUGUACCGAUCCACCAAAGGCGCGUCCAAGGCUCGACGGGACCAGAUCAACGCCGAGAUCCGGAACUUGAAGGACUUGUUGCCCAUUUCUGACACCGACAAAGCUCGUCUGUCGUACCUGCACAUCAUGUCUCUGGCCUGCAUGUACACGAGGAAGUCCGUGUUCUUCACCCACGAAUCUUCCUCUGGUGAGGAGGACACCGGCUUUCUGUCCUUCAACGAGCUGACCGAGUGGGUCCAGGCGCUUCCCGGGUUCUUGAUGCUACUGACUGGGGAAGGGAAGCUGCUCUUCUUGUCGGACAGCGUCGCCGAACACCUCGGACACUCCAUGGUGGACCUUGUGGCACAGGGCGACAGCGUGUACGACAUCAUUGAUGCUUCAGACCACCUGGUCAUGAGAACCAACCUGUCGACAGCGUCUGACUCAGACCGUCUCUUCCGCUGUCGCUUCAACACCUCCAAGUCCGUGCGCAGACAGAGUGCUGGGAACAAGCUGGUCCUGAUCCGAGCUCGCUGCCUCUCCACUCCCUCCACCACAGCCACAGCCGGCUCCUACUGGACCUCCAACCCGGUCUGGGUCUGCUUCUGCUCCCCCCUGGAGCCACACCCCAGCCGCCCGGGCCCUGAGUCCACCUCCCACCCACCACAGGUGGACGCGAACCUGUUCCUGGCCUGUUUCCACUCCCAGCACAGCCGGGACAUGAGGCUGCAGGCAGCCCAGGACAGCGUGAGCUCGUAUUUGGGUUACGACGCUGCAUCUCUGCGCUCCUGCUCCUGGUACAGUCUCCUCCACCCACAGGACCUGACGCACGCCUCCUCGCAGCACCGCAGCCUGCUGAGAGAAGGAGGAGAAGGCCGGGCUGAGAUGGUGGUCCGGGUGCAGGCUCAGGACCAGUCGUGGGUUUGGCUCUACAUGAUCCUUCAGCUGCAGCCUGGGGAGCUGCCCAUCAGCAGCAACAACUACAUCAUCAGUGAGUCAGAAGCUUGGUCGGUGCGUCAGCAGCUGACCUCCGAGCAGAACCAGCUCACUCUGGUUCUGAGCGCUGGCACCAGUCAGCAGGAGGGUCUAAGCCUCCAGUCACCAGAGACCCUUUCCAGCCCGGACCAGGUCUUCACGCCCGGCAGCAGUGGGCUCUCGGCUCAGUCCUUCGACUUCAGCACCACCGGCUGCAGUGUGGGCUCCUCCGACGACCCCGGCAGCUCCACGGCCGAGGCCAUGCAGGUGGAGGGAGACCCCCGCUCCAGCAUCUCCUCUCUGGAGGAGGAAAGCUUCUUCCAGCCUCCACCGAUCCAAAGCCCCUCGGCCGCGUCCUCCCCGACCCCGGUUACUGUCGAGACUGUUGCAGACUUGGACUUUUUGACCCAGAACAUUCUGCUGCCACCUUCCUUCCAGUUGGACCCGCCUCUGCCCGCCCUCCCGCUGCCCCUCCCUCCUGUGCCCACCUCACAAGCUCAACAGACCAAAGAGUUUGUGUGCACUCCCCCCUACACACCUCACAUGAGUGGGAGCAGCUUCCCAUUCGGGGAACCCCUCUUCAGCUUCGACCCGACUGGCACCACCACCCCGCCCCCCUCAGCCACGACGACCACGUCCAGCACCUCCUUGGCUCCCUCAACUUCCUCCUCAGCUCCACCGACAACAGCCUCCAGCCCUGCUCCCCCCACCACUCUGUCUAACAAGCUCCCCCUCACCCUGCCCACUCCCUCCACCGAGCUCCUGUUCCCCAUCGAGUCCUGCAGCGGAUCCCUUUAUGAGAAACUUCCCCCGACUCCAGACAGCCCUGGAGAUGGCGACUGCACAAUCAUGACCCUCCCUGAGGUCCGGGGCCCUCUUUAUGUGGACGUCCCACUGGGCCCACUCCAGUGCCCACCUGAGGGGCUCCUCACUCCCGAGGCGUCGCCCGGAAAACAGCCCUGCCACUCCUUUUUCUCCCUGGAGCGAGAGAGGGAGAAGGAGCGGGCGGAGAUCUCCCUCUUAGCCCAGCACAUCAGCUCACUGGCGGAGGGAUUCUAUCUUGACCCGCUUCUGUCCAAACUAUCUCCUCCCCCUAUGUCUCCCUCCUCUGCCCCACCUUCCCCCUUCAUGUCCCCCGCCAUUGAACCCGUCAGCGUAGAUUCGGUCCACAUGCUCAGGGAGUUCUAUCCCAUCAAAGCCUUGAAAGGUCUGGACGUCCCAAUGUUCCUGGACGAGGAGGAGUCUCUGUUUGAAGAGAACCUCCUAGAAACCCUCCUUCAAGAUGACUUUGCAUCUCCUCGCUCACCCCAAAGCUCUUCCUCUCCCUCAAGUCCAACCUCUCCUCAAACCCCAGUGUACUGGCGCCAACCCUCCCCGUUUGAGGGCCACUUCUGUAGCGUCCAAUCGGCGCAUUGUAACUGCAAGGCCGGGUGCGGGGCGACCGAGGUCGGGAUGGAGGGUGAGGGGUCUGCUGAGGAGCCGAUGGAGAUCGAGGUGGUUUCAUCUCCUUUAUCCUCCAUCCCAGCUUCCCCUCCCCUCAUCCUCACGGCCUCGCCGAGCCCUGCCAGCUCCUCGCCCACCGUCUCGCCCGCGCCCGCCACGUCCUGCACUCAGUCCCUCCUGGAGGAACUGUCUGUCCUGGAACCCAUGUUAGGGGCAGGUGCCUCGAUCGCCCCUGGUUUAGGGCAACAACCUGAGUUGUAUCAACUCCAAUGUCAUUCAUCGCCACAGUGCUCCCACAAAGAUGGGAGUGGAAGUGUUCCUCCGUUCUAAAAUAAGUCUGUGACUUACUUCAUUAAGUAUGGCAUAUUGUCAUAUUUUGUGGAGCCCCUUUUACUGCAAAGUAAAACACAAUUAAGUGUAUAAAUAUACAUAAUGUAUAUACAACUUAAGGACUUCACGUCUCCUGAGGACAAAGAUUGCUUCAUAUUUUUGUUCCCUCAUCGAUCUGUGUGCUGCAACGUGACCACGCGCAGCCGCAUGGACUCAUCACUGACUGAGUGUUGGCUCCAUGUGGCGCCGCUCGGCUUCUGUGUUCCAUCGGCUCCAGACGUGAUCCCACAGAGAAACCUCUCUGGACUUCACCGUUUAACUUCCAGACAUUUGUAAUCACUUGUAGUGAAAAAGCUGUUGUGAACAAAAAAACAAAGAAAAAAAAAACUCGGUAUUUCAAUAGGGAUGAAUCAGCACUUCUGCCUGACCUGCAACAAACUCAAACCUCGCCAGUAUUAAGAGUCAAAUAUGUUUACACACUUUUCGAACUGGAAAAGCAUCACAAGAGCUUUGAGUUUGUGGCUUCAAACCUUUAAUAUUUCUUUAUCUCUUCAUCUAAGAUUUUGUGUAUCAAUGUGAUGUGCAAAGAAAAAAAAAAGGACGUGUGGAGAUUCUGGCAGGAAAGAUCUCAAGAAUGUCAAGGUGUCUGCUGCGCACACCAACUAAGAGAUUGUCUGGAAGUUUGCCGGAGCUCCGACCACCGAUCCUUGUCGUACUGUACAUUAGACUCUGAAUGUGGGCUGGAUAUUCUCGCAGCAUCAAUAUUUGCAAUGCUGGCAGCUUAUAGCGGCUCCUGUGUGCCUGACACGGGCCCCUGACCUGCUGAACUCUUAUCACAUCGCUGCUCCUCUGGAGCGACGGUGUACCGAGGCACAAUUGACUAUGUGAAUGAGCGAUUCUUCUUUUUUGAGAGGGGUUAUAGAAUACAACAAGGUUUUGUUUUAAAACACGGAAAUGGGUACGGGGUGCUAUUUCUAUCAGAAAACCAAGCGACACGGCUUGAGAAUGGUACUAUUCCCAUGGUGUCGACACGAUCACGUAGAGUUGUCUACGGUCAAGUAAAGGAUUGAUUCCUACGUUCUAGCUAUUCAAGGCUACUUUAAUAUACAUGUGUAAAAUUCUACUAUUGUCUGUGUAAUACUUGAAGAAGAUUAAUGCGUUUGCAUUAUGUCUGUGAAUAUACAGCUACGUUCUUUACAGAAAGGUACACGUUUGUACAUUUGUAUGACGCAGUCAUUGGAUUGUACAUACUGACUGAGAUUUUUAUGGAGAGAAAUGGAUCUAUAUAUAUUUAUUCCGGGCAUCUUACUGCAGAAUGGACAUUGUGGACCAGUGUUCUAUUGUGUUGCUUAUAAGUGUAUUUGAUUGUCAUACAAAUGCAUUUAUAAUAAAGUGCACUUAAUGCAGCCGAUGCCUUUGUGUCGUCACAGUCAAGCCCCCUGCCACCUCCCCCAUCAUCAUCAUCAUCAUCAUCAUCAUCAUCAUGGCAUCCCACCUCUCUUCCUGCCUCUCAUUUCUUCCCCUGGAGUGUGUUUCGCUCAGCAACAGCUCUGACGCACACACAUGACGAGACAGAAUGAGGCACUAUCUGACUCAGACUGACGCACACGCUCGACAUCAGGGUCUCUGCGUAUGCGCAGGCGCACACACCCUCUUCGCCUCCCACUUAUGAUGAUGCAC